Molecule: messenger RNA, 2113 nt
Organism: Ailuropoda melanoleuca (giant panda)
Lineage: Eukaryota; Metazoa; Chordata; Mammalia; Carnivora; Ursidae
Gene: CLDN17
Product: claudin 17
Exons: 1
Coding region: 199-849 (216 amino acids)
Cellular component (GO): membrane; bicellular tight junction
Molecular function (GO): structural molecule activity
Source: RefSeq, a predicted model, not a curated record
GGCAGCAUGCACUUACAGCAGGUCCUUCUAGUCAGGCCAAGUUCACUCACUGUUGCUGAUUUCAACUAAAACGUCAGGGGCAGUAACCUUGGAGAACCUCAGCAGAGAUUGCUGGAGACUCAGACAGGCGACCUCCACGUUCAGGAUUUCGAGCAGCUUCUCUCAUUCCAGAUUGGCUCAGGCUUCAAAGGAGAGGCAAUGGCAUUUUACCCCCUGCAGAUUGCUGGUCUGGUUCUUGGCUUCCUUGGCGCGGUCGGGACUCUUGCCACAACACUUCUGCCUCAGUGGAGGGUAUCGGCUUUCAUUGGCAGCAACAUUAUCGUUUUUGAAAGGCUCUGGGAAGGGCUCUGGAUGAACUGCGUUCGACAGGCCAAGGUCCGGUUGCAGUGCAAGUUCUAUGGUUCUUUGUUGGCCCUCCCACCCGCCCUCGAAGCAGCGCGGGCCCUCAUGUGUGUGGCGGUUGCUCUCUCCUUCAUUGCUCUGCUCGUUGGCAUCUGUGGCGGGAAGCAGAUCCAGUGCACGGGCUCUAACGAGAGGGCCAAAGCAUACCUUCUGGGGACUUCUGGGGUCCUCUUUAUCCUGACUGGCAUCUUCGUUCUAAUUCCUGUGUGCUGGACAGCCAACAUCAUCAUCAGGGAUUUCUACAACCCCGCCAUCCACGUGGGUCAGAAGCGAGAGCUGGGAGCAGCCCUUUUCCUCGGCUGGGCGAGCACCGCCGUCCUCUUCAUUGGAGGGGGUCUGCUCUGUGGGUUCUGCUGUUGCAACCGAAGGAAGCAAAGACCCAGAUAUCCAGCCCCUGGAUAUUGUGUGCCACACACAGAGAAGCAGGGGGAACGUGACAACGCUUAGUAAGGCUUCCACCAGCUAUGUCUAAUACCUGCUUUGGGCUCAAGCUAUGGAUUGCAAUCAAAGUGUUUUAUAGAGUCCUGCCAGACACUGUAAGUACGUCAGGCACGAGAACUUGCUUUAUGGCUGCAUUUAAAUUGAGAUGAAAGUAUAAAGGGUAUAUAGACUGUACUCUGUUACUUGUGGUAGGAAUAGAAAUGACUUGCUUUGGACAUUCUGACCUCAUGUGUAUUAAAACCAUUUAUUAUUAUUAGACACAAAUAAUCCCCAUUCCAAUUUGUGUAGUUGAAAGUCAAGUAUAUCCACACCCUUAGUAUAACAAUAACUACUGUUUUUUGGCAAUCAUAUAUCACCUGCUAGGAAAUGCAAAUUUUAUUGCAAUAGAUAAUACACAGCAAUAAAACAUAUUCUAAAACAUAACCUAAGUUAUUUUCCUCCAAAUUAUUUCUUGUACUAAGACAGUAACAACUGAAAUAUAGACUUUUAUUUUUUAAGCAAUUACUCUGAAAUAUAAUAGAUCUCAAAUAAGGUUUUUUAAUUGAAUUUAUAAAAAUAUUGAAAUGCCCACCUAAUGAAAAGAUUUGGUAUUCCUUUUGGAAACUCAAAUGCACUGGCAAUUAGACACUUUUAGGGGAAAAAGGGGCUCUGAUUUCUCUCAGGAAAUUUAUGAAGAUGAUUUUAAAGCACCUAAUUUAUACAGUUGAACUUGCCUGGAAUUAUAUAUUCAAAGGAAAAUAAUUGAUAAAUGAAAAGUAAUAUGUUUCAUAACUUGCGAUUUGUACCUACAACAAACAGAAGUUAUCUGUCUUGAUAAGGUACAUCGAUAUAAGGCUAUAAACACUCAUCUCUCAUCAAGAGGAAAUACGGUCCUAAUUAGGGAAUUGAGGUUUGGGUGUUGAAGGGAAUGGUUUCUGUUCCUUGUUUUAUUCUUUAGUCAUUGUUCAGGUCUACACAGGCAAAGUAAAAUGAAGUAUGAAGAUAAUGAUUCAGGCAAUUAGUCAGGCUAAAAUAAGUACCUCUAUUUUAUUCUGUAAUAAAUAAAUAGGUAUGGCUAAGGCCUCUUGUUUUGCUUGAAUUAUGUGUAUUAUUUUCUCAUUUCUUCACUUCCCAUGCAUUUAACAUGCCAUAUUUAACAUGCCAAUAUCAGGGUUAAAAGUGUGUGUGGGGUGGGGGAGGAUGGGUAGAUGAGUGUUUGUGGGGCAAAAGCACUCCUAUGGGCUGCUUCUAAAUAUCUCCAAUAUCUUGUGAACCAAUGUUUAUAUAUCCA